Harpegnathos saltator (Jerdon's jumping ant) is the source of this 1303-nucleotide messenger RNA. RefSeq names its product beta-1,3-galactosyltransferase 5. The coding region runs from base 225 to 1301 and encodes 358 amino acids. The record is from RefSeq and is a predicted model, not a curated record. Gene Ontology annotation, molecular function: hexosyltransferase activity. The transcript has a single exon. Gene Ontology annotation, cellular component: Golgi membrane. Lineage: Eukaryota; Metazoa; Arthropoda; Insecta; Hymenoptera; Formicidae. Gene Ontology annotation, biological process: protein O-linked glycosylation.
GUUUGUGCUCUGGCCCUUAAAGUUUGUCUAACAACUUUAUAGGUUAAGACAUUUCAAGAGAAAGAUAACCUAGUAAAAAAAUGGGCGUGAACUAUCGUUGACAACUUAUUAUUGACAACUUAAUAUGAAACAUUAAGAAUAUGACGCUGAUUUAUUUUGAACAUAAUUAUUAUUGAAUUUUUGAGAAGAUCGAUUGUUGCUUUUAAAUGUAAUACAAGACAAGUAUGCUUCCAAAACUUGGCUUCUUAUUAUUGUUUAUAUGCAUAGCAUGUGUCUUGUUUGUUGUAUUCACGGAGAAAGAUUUACGAUCUCAGAAGAAAAAUAUAGUUUCUAGUCAAGCAACAAUCAAGGUAACUGGAAAAUCAUCAGGCAAUAUCAAACUCAUAUUUAAACCACUUUGCAAUGCUACUUUGCUGGCAUGGAUUGUCACAUCAUAUGCUGGUAAUCCUUCAGCUAGAAGUGCUUUACGACGAGCAUAUACAAAUGAAGAAUUACAAACUUUGGGAAUCAGAAGAGUAUUUCUACUCGGUAUGUUGGACAAUAAUACCGAGAGGAAGAGUCAUGUAUCACAGAAUGCAUUGUUAGAUGAAUCACGACGAUUCAAUGAUAUACUCCAAGGAGACUUUGUGGAUGCUUAUAGAAAUUUGACUUAUAAACAUCUAAUGGGUCUUCGAUGGGCAGUGAACAAUUGCAAACAUGUUCAAUAUAUCAUAAAGAUGGAUGAUGAUAUUGUUAUAAAUAUAUAUGAUAUAUUGGAUAAAUUACAUGAUAUAGUAGAUGAGAAUUCCUUAACUGGUUAUGCUUUAAAGAAUAUGAUUCCUGUGCGAGUAGUAGUUAACAAGUGGUAUGUAAAUGAAAUAGAAUAUGCAGAUAAUACUUAUCCAGAUUUUGUUUCUGGUUGGAUGUAUAUUGCACAUCCAAAAAUAGCAAGUCGGCUGAUUGAUUAUGCUGAGUCAUCUAAUAAAUAUUUCUGGAUAGAUGAUGUAUUUGUGACUGGUAUCUUAAGACAAGCUUUAAACAUUAAGAUUCAAGAUAUUAGUGAAUUAUAUACGACAGAUUAUAGAUAUUUGGAAUGUUGUAUGAAAGGAAGAAAGAGUUUGUUGAAAUGUGAAUUCUUGGUUGGUCCCAAUGGGGGAGAUAUAGAAAUGCAAGUAAAAUUCAAGAAAUUUGCCCAGUUCUGCCAUAUAAAUUGUUCUAUUCGUGCCAAGACUAAUCUUGUGAGUAAAACUUGCGUAACAGCUUAUAAAGAACCAAAUCUGCAUGAAGGUAUCGUCCAAAUAAAUAAUAUCAGCAUUUUAUAAAU